AUGCAGCCCAACACGAUGCUUCCAGAGGGACAGGAUAGCUCGGAAGCAGACAACCACUUGGCAUGUCCGUCUUUUGCAGAGCUCAUAACUUCUGUUUUGGGACAUAUUGGUGACACCUACGCGCUGGAGCGUAAAGCCCAUCAGCAUGCGGCACAAUCAGAACAAAGUGCCCACCAAAACCAUUCGUUGAGGGUGCUCUUUCGUGUACCUUCUGAAGACGCGGUGCAGUGCGAUGCGCUGGGCCCAUCUGGAGCUCAGCCUGCAACUCUUGGCUUCGCUGACGAUAUGGCAAAACAAUUGAGUGCAUUAGUAGCUGAGUGUGACGUUGGCUGCGUGCCGGCUGGGUUGAUUAAGUGCACUUCUCGCUACCUGCAAAGAGCAUGUAUGUUGCUGCGGGACGCGGAGAACGGGUUAAAGAGUUGCCAAGCAGUGUCGAGGGGUAGCCAUAGCGGGGUUGGCCACCAUUCUUCUUCUAUCGGCAUCGACGUGUCUGCGUGUGACGAUGACGGACGGCUUGCGCAGCAGUGUAAAAUUCGUAAACCUACCGUGGAGAGUGUAUCUCGCUCCUUUCCUCUGGCUUAUAGUAGUGAAGACGGCACAAGUCUUAUGAGUGGUGAUUACCACACCGGAGACGCUGUACGUGGUGAAAGGUCCUAUGCUGGAAGUCUCCACGAGGCGGAGAUGGCGUUCUGUUGUCUCAUUGGGAUUGCAUUCUCUUGUCCAUGUCAGUCGUUAGCCAAUUGUCUGCAACUAAUUAUCGCAGAUGUUUUGGGGAAGGCCAUAUGCCCCUCAGGUUUACGCGGUAGAAUAUUGAAAUGUCUGUCACAGGUCGACGCAAGAACAAUUAGGGAAACACAGGUGAGUGAGCUCUGGGGGAUGGAAUCGAACGCCAACUUUCUCUACGUUGUGGAGGGUAAACUGGUAAGGUUAAAUUGGGAUGAGGUACUUUCUCCACGUCUCCACGAAGCUACCGAUGUCAAAUGGUACGUAGCUCCUUCUCCAACUGCGGCUCUACCGACUCUGGGGCAGCUGCUCUCCGGGAGGCUUUCUAGGGAGUUGGACGCAUUGCAGAAGUCAGUCUCUACCGCGGGUACGAUGCCUCGUUGCUCCCUACCAUCCUCCUCCUCAACACCGUCCCUGGCCCGCCGGCGCCUCGGGACCUUAUCGAAAGGUAGGACAAGUAGCUGCGGUGCAAUCGAUGGGGAGCUAGCGAACAAAGAGGCUUCAAAGGAAAAGGACGCGACACAACAAGCGUUAUGGGAGGCACUUUCUCAUUGCAGUAUCGCCUCCCUGCGGUCACUGUGCAGCGGACGUCGCGACCUACUGUAUCGUAUAUUCACAGAUAUGGGCGAAUUGCCACAAUAUUACUACGUCCUCUCGGCAUGUCCUGAAUUUCUUAAGGCUCACCACAGCACGUUUAUCUAUGUUUUCUUCGGGAAUGGCCCGCUGUUGAAUUCUGAACGUUUGAUGGUGGCAUUCAUGACGGCCUGCCGUCAGAAAUGUGAGUAUCUUGUGUGCCGAUUCGGUGCCUUGCUUAUGAGAGUGGGUGGAAAGGAGGGUGGAGUCUGUGGAACAGCAAGGUCUUGGCUCCGGGACGGACCACCACCAAAGUUGCAGGCCCUUCAACGCUUUAUAGCAAUCGCAACCCACGUCCCAUGGCAAAUAUCUGAUGUUGACAUUCGUACAGCCAUGAGCGCAGGAUGGAGCAUUCAUGGCCUCAUGCAAGUGUCAACCAUUGUGGCCGAAACGCUGUCGUUAUGCAGUUUGGUUAUGGGACUCUUCGUGCCAAAUGAUUUAUGUUCAUUUACCGCGCUACCACCGGCGCUGGCUGCCUUGCUUUCCCCUUGUGUGGUCGUUGGGGAUGAGCACCACCACAACGCUGACAUCAGUUUUACACGAUACACAGGAGUUGACGAUAUAGUUAGUGAGAAGCGAAUCAAGGGCUCUAACGUUGGCGGUUGCACGUUGAGAAGCGGUAAUUUCAACUGGCAAGAGCACGGCAGUACACUAAUGGAACAGUACUACCCCGGCGCCGCGUCGCUUAUAAAUGAUGAAUUUGACGCCUUAGCGGGCGUCGUUCGCCGUCUAAACCACUCAGAUUGCGUAGGGCUCACAAGUCCUGAGUAUUCCCCGGCUUAUGCAUUCCAGUCGUUACUGCUGUACGUGCAGAAUAUCAUCGGCUUCAUGUCUGACAAUUAUCCUUAUAAUGAUAUUAACAAGGUACUUCGCCGGCCGGCGAAGUUGAUUGCACAGACUUGUACAAUGCACCCUGAAACACUAUCUGGUGCUCAGUUGCGCCUGUGGAUGCAACCAGCUGUGGAGGGAAGUACUUCAACAGGCGACUUUUCAUCUUCUCAAGUUUUGUCGGGUGAUACCAGGAGGCGGAUGACCGCGGAGCGACGUGCUGAGGAUCAAAAGCAAGAGCUGAUAGAGUCUCUAAAUCGCCACCGCGCGCCCUUCACCUUGAGUUUGCCGGGUGAUUCCACGGAACACUGCGGGAGGCCAGAGGACGACGUGGUGGAGGAGGCACUGCGCCUGCACGAGGAGUGGCUUGUGUUAGUUUUGCUCUUGUGCACGAUGAAGGCACGAAAAGAGGGACUAAUGACUCUUUUACUUUAUCCAAUGUGGAAAAUUCUUAACAACAUGUAG
Messenger RNA from Trypanosoma brucei brucei TREU927, 2649 nucleotides. RefSeq lists its product as hypothetical. Gene Ontology annotation, biological process: positive regulation of macroautophagy; cellular response to L-leucine; regulation of response to reactive oxygen species. The record is from RefSeq and is a predicted model, not a curated record. Gene Ontology annotation, molecular function: L-leucine binding; oxidoreductase activity, acting on peroxide as acceptor. Gene Ontology annotation, cellular component: nucleus. Bases 1 to 2649 code for a protein of 882 amino acids. The transcript has a single exon. NCBI's taxonomy places the organism in Eukaryota, Euglenozoa, Kinetoplastea, Trypanosomatida, Trypanosomatidae.